AAGUUGUCGCAGCGGACAAGAUGGCGGCCUCCCUGCUGAGCUCGCUGGCGCGGGCCGUACGGCAGGUGGUUCCUCUGCCAGGGGCAGGGCAAGCCCGAGGUUAUUAUGUGGACUGGAGGAUGCUCCGUGAUGUGAAGAGACGGAAAAUGGCCUUUGAAUAUGCAGACGAGAGGCUGAGGAUCAAUUCUCUCAGAAAGAACACCAUUUUGCCCAAGGAUCUACAGGAAGUGGCCGAUAAGGAGAUUGCCGCCCUCCCACGGGACAGCUGUCCCGUUCGGAUCCGCAACCGCUGCGUCUUGACCUCCCGGCCGCGGGGAGUGAAGCGGCGCUGGAGGCUCAGCCGCAUCGUCUUCCGCCACCUGGCUGACCACGGCCAACUUUCUGGGAUCCAGAGAGCGAUUUGGUGACUCCUUGUUAAGGCAAAAAAGGAGUCCCAGGUUCAACCCGAUUUUAAAUGACAUCUAGUGACGGUGCCGUGACGUUCGACCUCCGUAAAACAGCUCGAGGGAGUCUGCUUAGGUGUUGUGGGGGGCAGAGAUCUGGGAGAGGCCAUCUCUUUAAGCAAACUGCUACCCUGAUGAAGUCUGUGCUACGGAGCAACCCUUAAAUUAAAGCUAAGAUAAAGA
Molecule: messenger RNA, 626 nt
Organism: Tachyglossus aculeatus (Australian echidna)
Lineage: Eukaryota; Metazoa; Chordata; Mammalia; Monotremata; Tachyglossidae
Gene: MRPS14
Product: mitochondrial ribosomal protein S14
Exons: 3
Coding region: 21-407 (128 amino acids)
Biological process (GO): translation
Cellular component (GO): ribosome; mitochondrial small ribosomal subunit
Molecular function (GO): structural constituent of ribosome
Source: RefSeq, a predicted model, not a curated record